AUGGAAUAUGGAACAAUGGAAUAUGAAGAAGAGCAUGAAGAGCAAGAAGAUCUCAUGAUGGAUGAUGAGGAUGAGGAAGACGAUCAUUUUGAUGAGGAGAUGAUGCUUGAAGGCAGCGAUAGCCCGUCGUCUGUGGUGGCUGUAUCACCGCAUGGCACGUCUUCCAAUAGCAGCACGUCGCCUUCGCUUCAGGUCGAGAGUCCGUCAGCAAGGACGGAAUCUUCAACGACAACGUCUUCAGGAGUCGUCGAAAAACGGCAUAUUUGUGACAUUUGUGGAAAGGCCUUCUCAUAUUUCUCAAUAUUGGAAUCACAUAAGCGAUCGCAUACCGGAGAAAAACCAUUCAAAUGCCAUUUUUGCGUUAAAACGUUUGCUCAGAAAGCGACACUUCAAGUGCAUGAGAGAACACAUACUGGAGAGAGACCAUAUAAAUGUCGAUAUUGCGACAAGACAUUCGCCCAAUAUGGUACUAAAACUGUACACGAAAAGAGUGCACAUUUGGGAAUUCGCAAUUACAAAUGUCCGAAAUGCGGAAAACUGCUGUCAUCGCCAUCAGCAUUGUAUACUCAUAAGAAAACUCAUGGAGAUAAAACGUUUCGGUGUGAAUUUUGUCCAAAGACAUUCGCUCUUAAGAAUUAUUUGAAGUUGCACGUCAAACAGGUGCACGAGCAAAAUGAGAAGAAACACGUGUGCCGAUAUUGCAACAGAGGAUUUGCCUAUGCUGGAAGCUUGCAGGUUCAUGUGCGAACGCAUACUGGAGAGAGGCCCUAUGUUUGCAGAUUCUGUCCGAAGGCGUUUGCAAGCCAGGGAAAUUUGCAAUCGCAUGAAAGAACCCACACGGGUGAAAGACCCUACACUUGCCAGUACUGCCAGCGGACAUUCAUCCAGAAAUCACAAUUAACGGCACACGAGGCUACGCAUCUUGGGCAGAAGAAUUCAAUAAAUGCAGAUCAUGAAAUGGCUGGUACCGCCUCAAAUCGAGAGGAAACUGGAACCUAUCGGUGCAGUUUCUGUCAUGUUGUGUUCCCAUUUGCGAGCAAUCUCUUCAUUCAUCUGAGAAAGCACAAAGAUAAACUCUACGGCAAUUACUGUAAAGCAUGUGGAGAAACAUAUCCAGUGGCAGAAGCGCUCAACGGUCACAUGGAGCAUUGCGCCGCUUACCAGAGCCUUGUCAAAACUGGCAUCAUUCGGCCUCCACAGAUGACAAAUGAGGAUUCGGAGUCGGAUGGAGAAAUUCGGAGAGAAUUCUCAUCACUAGGAGUUCGAUCAUUUCCGCCACCUGUUAAUAUUUAUCAGCAACCGCCGCCACAACAUCAAAUGCAAUUCUCUCAUCUGCGAGGUCUUCCGCAAAUCUCUCUGGGUUCAUCUCAACCAGUCCAACAGUCCGGGCAGCUCAACUUUGGGCUUCCGGUUUCGCAGCCACCACAGGUGUUCCCGCACGCAGCAGCGCCUGUUCAGCCGCUACACUACCCAUCCUUGGAGCUACCCCCAACUGACUUCGGGCCGCUCACUGGAUCGAAGCCUCCCUCAUUCCAGCCGGAUCAAUUGGGAAGCUCCGAAGCUUUAUCUGCAUUCCAUCCUCCGGUUUCGAAGAGCCAACAACCGAUGAACUCAACGGAGAUUCUCAACUCUUUUCUUCCACAAAUUCCUCCGACCAACUCGAAUCCUCAAUUGAGCUUGUCAACAAGCCUCCUUUCAACACAGCUUCUUCUGCAACAGCUCCAGAAUCCCGAUCAACUCAAUUAUCUUCUUCAGCAGAAUUUGCUGUCGCUCGCAGCCAGUCUUCCACAACAGCCGCAAUUCUACCAAGCCCCUUCAACAGCUCCACCAGUGCCCUCAGCGCCCGCUGCGCUUUCAGUUGUGUCAAAUCCACCAAUGGAUCUUGCCUCUUCACCAAUUCAAGUUCUUGCUAGCGCUGAACGCGAUUUUCAUGAUGUUUGGAUCGAGUAUGACACCGUCGUCGCAAACAAUAAACACGAGCCUCGUCAUGCCUUAAUUUUCGUCGCCUUACUCAAUGACCAAUUCACCUUUGGUGGACUACCAGAAAUGUUCUACAAGCGUACUUCAUGUGCUGCAUUCCACACAGAUCUCAAUAUUGUCGAGCGGUGCCAUGAUGAUUAUUUCCUGCUGCGGGCUGAUCUGAUCAACUUGAAAAAAGUGAUAUUUGAUAAGGAUUCGAAAUUCGAUACGGUUUGCGUCGAAGCGGCGAAAAAAGCGAACGACAAGAUUGAAUCAUUGUAUAAAGACAAAUACAAUUAUGUGAUGCGCUACGAAAAUCGCGUUCUGAUGAUGUAUAAACCUUCUCGCGAUCACGAGAAAUGUAUUGGAACGUACGACAUGGAUGAAGACGUAUUCACUUGUGUUCGUCACAAUGGAACCGACAACGUUCCAGUUCUCGAAGAGAGCUUCCUCUUCAACAAGUUCGACAAAAGCUUCAAUCGAGUUGUGAACACGGUUGAAGUUUACUGUCGUGUGCCACAUACAUCCUACAAUUAA
Messenger RNA from Caenorhabditis bovis, 2496 nucleotides. The record is from the annotation of a GenBank genome assembly. NCBI's taxonomy places the organism in Eukaryota, Metazoa, Nematoda, Chromadorea, Rhabditida, Rhabditidae.